Monodelphis domestica (gray short-tailed opossum) is the source of this 4152-nucleotide messenger RNA. It is a transcript of the gene PCNP, whose product is annotated as PEST proteolytic signal containing nuclear protein. Gene Ontology annotation, biological process: protein ubiquitination; proteasome-mediated ubiquitin-dependent protein catabolic process. Gene Ontology annotation, cellular component: nucleus. Lineage: Eukaryota; Metazoa; Chordata; Mammalia; Didelphimorphia; Didelphidae. The record is from RefSeq and is a predicted model, not a curated record.
GUGCCUAUACUAAGCUAGAGAGCAGCAGGCCACUAGACUGCAUAAGCAGAUGCUAACCAAACCAGAUAGAGUUUGCAAUUAGCAAUGAGAUUGCCCUAAGAAGUUGCUACAUGUCAGCUUGGGUGAGAAGAUUCAGUAUUAAUAAUUGUUUUAAUCAAAGUAGUUCCUUUUCCCAAUUUUACAAACAGCAUCAUAACUGCAAAAUUGACCUAGAAGCACCAUCAAGCAAAUCAUUGUUUAUGUACUAUAGAUAUAGCAUCUGAUGGUUUAAAUGUGUGAAGUGCAAGUCAUGAUACUAAAUGCUGUGGAGUAUAUAUUCUAAGUGUAAGGUAGAGUUCCUAUAACAGUCCACUUAGGGAGAGAAAACAUGCAGAUUAAAAGAUAACUAAAUUAGUUCACAGACAAGUGACAUAAAUUUAGAGAAGAGAGUUAUGGUUGUGGCCGAAAAUGCUUGAGAGGUGGAAAUUGAGUUGGUUUGGAAGGCAAUGGAGAAUGUGAGUCCUGAGGAAGCAAAUCUCUAACAUGGUAAUGAGCAAGACAUUCUAAGGACUUAAUAGAACAGCUUGGCUGGAGUACAGAGUACCUUUAGGGAAGCAAUGGGAAAUAUGGCUGGAAGGUUCAGUUGAAUCAGGAUGUAAAUAAAGCCUCCUAUUAUCAAGAGUAAGACAUCAACUUCCCUCCUUCCAGUAGGAUUACAGGAUCAUCAUUAGUCGCUCCUGCAAAAGGGAAAGCCUACUAAAAUGAUUCCUUUGUGGACCCCUUUGAACUUCUUGCUCUCUCACCUAAAUUUUCUGGUUCAGUUCAAUUCAACAAGCAUAUUAUUAAAGUGUCUACCACGUGCCCCGUGCUGUCUACAUACUGUAGACGUGAAUUUUAAAAAAUGAAACGGUCUCUACCCUCAAAUAAACUUAUAUUCUACUUGGAAGAAAUAAUUUUUACACAUAUAAAUACAAGACUUAUCAAAGUAAUUGGGAGUGGGGGUGGAUAUCAGUUAGCUGAUGGGGAAAUUCAUCUGAAAAGCCUCCUCCUGGAGAUGUGGGUGCAGAUCCCUGAGAAAUAAGAAUUGCAAGGGCUUGAGGUGAGAAAGAAUGGCAUUCCAGGCAUCAAGCAAUAAACCUAAUAUAUACCAGGCACUAUCUAAGCACUGAGUAUACAAAAAGAGAAAACACUGUUCUCAAGGAGCUUACAGUCUAAAGGAGAAGUCAACAAAAGCCCUGAAGACUGUACAAUCCUGUUGCAUGAAUUGGUGAAUAUAUGUAAUCUUACAUCAGUCUAGAAAGGUAGAUUAGAACCAAUCCGUGAACGGCUUUAAAUGUCUAACAAAGGUGUUAAUAUUUUAUUGUAAAAGCACUAGGGAACCCCUAAAGCUUCUUGAGUGUGUGUGUGUGGGGGUGUGUAUGUGUGUGAUAUGAUCGGAUUUUAAGGAAAAUCGACUGGGCAAUUUAUGUGAAGGAUAACCUUCGAAGGAGAAAGCAGGAUGCAGCUUCACAAAGCGUAAAGUUAACAAACAUGCUCGUCUUCCUUUGGUCCCUUCUUCAUAAACUAUCCCAUUUGGUGUGUGAACACAGAUCAAUAGGAUCGCAUUAACUAUAUUAAAAAAAAAAAAAUACAAUCCUCCCUGUGAUUGGCUACGCGUUUACCCAAUCCUUGGAGGCGGCAAGGCCCGCUCCUUCCUUCCGCGAUGUUAGAGGAGAUGGCGUCACACUACAGCUUCCGGCGGGGACGGGACUAGCCGUUUCCCUCCUCCUGGAGACCACAGCCGGCCGCCAUUCGGUUCACUCUAUGGUGGCCGGGGCGGGGCCGUGGUCGUGACGUCCUUGGCGCGGUGGCGGGGGAGGAAGCGGCGGGGAAAAUGGCGGACGGGAAAGCGGGAGAGGAGAAGCCGGAGAAGCCGCAGCGAGCAGGAAGCGCCGGAGGACCUGAAGAAGAGGCAGAAAAACCUGUGAAAACUAAGACUGUUUCUUCCAGUAAUGGAGGGGAAAAUUCGAGUCGCAGCGCAGAGAAGCGAUCAGCUGAAGAAGAAGCCGAAGACUUCUCAUCCAAGCCUGUGCCUGCAAAGAUAGCCAAGUUUGGAUUUGCCAUAGGCAGUCAGACCGCAAAGAAAGCACCAGUCAUAUCCAUCAAACUUGGAGCAAGUAAGCCUAAAGAAACUGUUCCAACUCUUGCCCCUAAAACCCUUUCAGUAGCAGCAGUUUUCAAUGAAGAUGAUGAUAGUGAACCAGAGGAAAUGCCUCCAGAAGCAAAGAUGAGGAUGAAGAAUAUUGGAAGGGAUACACCAACAUCAGCCGGACCAAAUUCCUUCAAUAAAGGAAAACAUGGAUUCUCGGAUAACCAGAAGCUGUGGGAACGAAAUAUAAAAUCUCACCUUGGAAAUGUCCAUGACCAAGAUGAUGACUAAAUGAUGUGUUUUGAGAUUGGGGUUAUGGGGUGGGUAUAAUGUUAAAAGGAACAGUUUCUUUUCUUUUUCUUUUUUUUUCCUUUUUUUUAAAGAAUGGUAUAAGACUAUCUUUGGAGCCACUUUUAAAAAAAUUGAGUGGUAUACUAAUAAAUGAAAGUUUGAAAUUAGAGGUAAUUUAUGUUUUAUAUACAGAUUUCGAGACAUUUGCUAAUUUUGUAGUUUCAUGUGAUUAGUUUCAAAAGGUUACAGGUAAUAAAGAAGUCAGAAAUGGUACCUUUUUAAGAAUUGCUUAUUUUUUUAGUCACAACUAUUAGCACAUUAAGGAGGAAGCAAAAGUUUACUGUCUCUUCAGUUGUUCAAAUUGAAAACAACUGUUUAACUCCAACUUUACCUAAACUGUCUGGCUCCCAAGAACAGCCUUAUAGAGGAGUGUUGUAGUGGGAGGGAAGUGUUACUGGAACAUUGAUUUGAAGAUAAUUUAAACAAAAGAGAAAUAUGACAGCUUUUUUUUUCCCUAUGGACAUUUUUUUGGUUGUUUUAAGUCAUGAACUAGGCAUUGCUAACAGCAGCUACAGAAGCUUAGCUCUUAAGAAAAACUCAUAAUUACUCUUUUGAAAUUUUAUGUAAAGUUUUUAAUAUAUGAUGUGGCCUGAUUCACCUUAACAGGGCUUGUCUUAACUUCAUUGGUUUUCAAAGGUACAAGCAUUCACUGUGGAAGUAAAUCAGUAUUUUAGAUGUGCUUCUCUGAGUUAUCGGUAUUAACAAGCUCUCCUAUAAGCAUUUCCACCAGAACUUGAGGUAAAUAUUAAGGAAGCUGUUUCUUUUAAAAAAAAAAGUCAGCCACCACCAAAAAUGUGAUUAAAAAUAUGUACAUUGUUUAAAUGCAUUUGGCUUUUUUACUUUUAAAAGAAAUGACACACCAAAAAUUCAUUAACAUUGUUGUAUAAAGUUGGUAUAAAGAUGCACUUUCUGUAUUUUUCAGAACAUUUAAAUUACUGAUUUGGUGAAAACCAAUUUGAGUUUAAGCAACAUUAAUAUUCUCAUUGUUAGGCUAGUAUAUAAUAUACUCAUUUAUGAGCCUAUUUCUUUAUAGACCACUAGCCCAUUUCAGGAACUGAAAAUACAAGAGAAGUUCAUCUUCAAAAUUAUUUUAUGAAAGAUCUGACCACUUAUACUUUGGGUCUGUAAGUUCUGAGAGGUUUCUUUUGUAUUUUUGUAUCGUAUAUGUAAUCUUAAAUUUCUUUGAAAUAUAAUGCCGUUGGAACACCUGUUCUAGUAUCUUUAAAAGCUUUGUCAUAAACAAAUGUAUAAUGUUUUCUUGAAAAUUCCUUCAAUGUUGAAUUUGAAGGCAGCUUUAGACUAUUCUAUUGGUGGUAACUGCCAGUUAAGCUCUUAGAAUAGGUAAUCGUUUCACAGGAGCUGCCUUUUACUGUAUAUUCCUAAUACUUUUGUCCAGUUGCAUUUAUAUUUAGAAUAAGCCCCACCUAAAACAAUGAAAAUGUACAUAGAACUAUUAGUUCUUCCUUAUUUGACUUAACCAUAUCAAAUUCAUAAAUUUACCUUUAGACACUUUAAUGUAGGCAAGCUUUCCAUUUUUAUCCAUUUUAUUGUUAUGUUUAAAGUAAGAAUUCUUCCUCUUCUGAAUGUUUUCUUGACCCAAAUGAAAUGAUAGCCGAAGGUCAAGACAGGAGAGAGAAAUGACUGAGAUGAAUGUCUUUACUAAAAUACCAAUAAAUUUGUGAAACUCAGUGAAA